Messenger RNA from Aphis gossypii (cotton aphid), 2230 nucleotides. Its product is annotated as zwei Ig domain protein zig-8-like. The record is from RefSeq and is a predicted model, not a curated record. The transcript has 6 exons. Bases 640 to 1500 code for a protein of 286 amino acids. Gene Ontology annotation, biological process: synapse organization. Lineage: Eukaryota; Metazoa; Arthropoda; Insecta; Hemiptera; Aphididae. Gene Ontology annotation, cellular component: neuron projection membrane.
UUUCGCCGACGACCGUGUGUGCGUGUCAGACUCCGUCGUGGUAAGCCGGUGCGCACGGUCCGGUUCGGUGUGUGUAUUGCGUGUUAGAGCGUGUGUGUGUGUGUGUGUGUGAACGAGUACGUUUUUUCUGAAUUUUUUUUUCGUUCAUCGUACCGUUUCGUUUUUAUUUAUUUAUUUACUUUUUUUUUUUUGUGAACGGCAACGACCGGCCAAUCAAUUCGAUAGUAGUGUACGUUUACCUCCUGCGAAAUAAUUACUUAUAUCUACGUAUUCCCGUUCACGUUCAAUCAAGCCGUCUUCGGCCGUGUACGCGAGUGAUUUUUCAAACUCAGUAAAUAAAAAAAAAAAAAACGAAAAACUUUCGAAACGGUUUCGUUCUGUGGACGAUUCGAAGAUGAUCCGCAAUGACUCGUGGCGUCGACGGUACGGGGACAAUAAUAUCGUGUCGAUCCGGCGGACCGUUUGACGAUCUGUCAUCUUCGUAGUAGGAUACAGUGGUUCGACAGCACGCGGUACAGACUUCGGUAGUGUAUUACGUAAUAGGCGAAAUUUAAAAAUAAAUUACUGCUCGCGACAUCGAUAAAACUACGGUAUUUACCGAACGCCGCAGUCGGCACGUUUCGUUUCGGGGGCCGAACGAUGAUAGUAAACAUGUGCAACAAAACGUUGAUCGGACGGUUGAUCAUCGGUGGAGCUAUGCUGUUGAUGCUGACCACGGAGUUGAUAUCAGGAUCUAUUGAUCACAAAAUACCGGAUGAAACGAUUUCACCUUUAAUUGAAGCUACGUCUAUAAGGGGUCCAUAUUUUGACAAAGUCGCAUCAAAAAAUGUCACUGCUCUAGUCGGUCACACUGCCUAUUUGAACUGCAGAGUGAGAAAUCUAGGGAAUCGGACGGUAUCAUGGGUUCGACAUCGAGGUAUACACUUGCUAACCGUGGGUCGUUACACGUAUACAAGUGACCAAAGAUUCCAAGCAAUACAUUCACCUCAGAACGAAGACUGGACACUACAAAUACGGUAUCCUCAAAUUAGAGAUAGUGGGUACUACGAAUGUCAAGUAGGCACAACGCCUCCAAUUGGGCAUGCGAUGGUUUUAACGGUCGUAGAACCUAUAACAACAAUCAUUGGAGGUCCCGACAUGUUCAUCAAUAAGGGUAGUACUAUGAACUUAACGUGCAUUAUAAAGCAUAGUCCAGAACCACCACCACUGAUUUACUGGACACAUGACUCAAAAGAAAUAAAUUACGACUCGGCUAGAGGCGGGGUAAGUGUGAUCACGGAGAAAGGAGAAGUAACCACCAGUUAUUUGCUCGUACAAAGAGCGACCAGCACGGAUUCGGGAAAAUACACGUGUCACCCAAGCAACGCCAAUCCUCACACUGUCGUUGUACACGUUCUUAACGGAGAGCAUCCAGCGGCUAUGCAAAAAGGUUCAAAGCUCAGUUUGAAAUCUUCACUAUCAUUCCUCAGCGUCGCUUUGGUGCUAUUUAUGAGCACGUGAUUUACAAAUUGUAAAAUAAUAUUAUUAAUAAAUUAUAAGCUGUAAAAUACUAAAGACAUAAACUGAAACUUAUAAGCUGUACAAUUAUAUUAUGUAAUAUAUUACAUGAUAGUAUAUAAUCAUACCUUUAUGAUUUUCAGUUAUGUAAUAACUGUAUACUCAAACCGUUGUUUAUAUUAUAAGACUACCUAUGUAGAUAAUUACACAAAUUAAAAAAAAAAAACAAAUCCCACAAUUAUAGGUAUAAUAUGUUGUCUCCAAUAUUUAUUUUUAACAUUUUUUUAGUGUCGUUUUUAAAAAUGUAAACCUAAUCUAUUUAUUCUAUUUUAUAUGAAAACUCUUUCGUUUAAAGAUAAAAAUAAUUGUACACUUUAAACAGUAUUUUGUCUUCCAACAGUGAUAGUUAUUUUUAACUAAUUGGCACAGUGAUGCUAUAAAUACCAUUGAGUAUUAAUGUAUUAUUGACCCAAAGUAAAACAAAAAAAAUGUCAUUAUCAAUGAAAUCCAUACUUCAAAUGUAUCUUAUUAUAUAAUUUUUAUAUAAAUAGUUAAUAAUUUAAUGUAAAAAAUAUCAAAAUUGGUUUAUAAAACAAAUAAACAAAAAAAAAAAAAGUGUCAUGUCAAUGAUUGGCUACAAUAAAUUACAUAUUAUAUUCCUUACGGCACCACAUUCAUUCUGUUUCUAUAAGAACUGUUUUUUUUUUAUACAUUUUCCUCAUUAUUGUAAAUA